This is a messenger RNA of Daldinia childiae, 963 nucleotides long. Its product is annotated as Lovastatin diketide synthase LovF. The record is from RefSeq and is a predicted model, not a curated record. Lineage: Eukaryota; Fungi; Ascomycota; Sordariomycetes; Xylariales; Hypoxylaceae. Gene Ontology annotation, molecular function: fatty acid synthase activity; oxidoreductase activity. Gene Ontology annotation, biological process: fatty acid biosynthetic process; secondary metabolite biosynthetic process. Bases 1 to 963 code for a protein of 320 amino acids. The transcript is spliced from 4 exons.
AUGCAAGAGCAAUACAACAUCCCCAACGACCGCAUCUUUUACAGUCGCAACCUCUUCUUCGGCCGGCAGAUCAUGCAGGUAACCCAGGGCCGCGGGGUCGACGUGGUCUUGAACUCGUUGUUGGGCGAGGCGCUCGCUGAAUCUCUACGCAUCCUCGCGCCGCUAGGACGCUUCGUAGAGAUCGAAAAGCGAGACAUCCACACGUUCCAGAACCUCCCCAUGCAGCCAUUUGUCAGGAACGUGUCAUACCACGCAGUUAAUACCAAGUCAGUCGAACAUUACAACCCAGCCCAUAUGUGUGAGCUUGUGCUCGAGCUGGUCGAUAUGCUCGACGCCGGCACCUUCCGACCCCCACGGCCCACAGGGCGGCACAUAGGCAAGGCCGUUGUCGACUGGGAGACUGAGGUAGAGAUUCCCGUGGUACCAAGUCCCGAGCCGGCGUUCAUUUUCGAUGCGAACGCUAGCUACGUAAUCGCUGGCGGCUUGGGUGGUAUCGGUAGGAGUCUUGCCGCGUGGUUUAGCCGCCGCGGCGCGAAUGUUGCUACGCCCCGGUGCGACGUGAGCGAUGCUAAUUCUCUAAGGGCUGUAAUUGAUUAUGCCACCAAGACACUGCCUCCUGUCAAAGGAUAUAUUCAGACCUCCAUGGUCUUGAAGGAUCGGGUGUUCCAAAAUAUGACGCUGGAUGAAUGGCAAACUGUGCUUGAUCUUAAGAUUAACGGGACGUGGAACUUACACCGCAUCCUCCCUAAGAAAAUGGACUUUUUCGUCAUCCUCUCCUCCACUGGCGGAAUGGAUGCAUUCGCCCGGCACCGCUGGUCCUUGGGCGAGAGGUGCGUCUCGGUCGACGUUGGUGUCAUUAAGGACGUUGGCUACGUGGCCGAGCACAGCGACAUCGCCAAGCACUGGGACGAAACCAAGAUUCAGGUUCUCGCUGAGAAGGACCUGCUCGCAGUCAUUGACUAG